Verticillium alfalfae VaMs.102 is the source of this 1743-nucleotide messenger RNA. RefSeq lists its product as hypothetical. The coding region runs from base 1 to 1743 and encodes 580 amino acids. Lineage: Eukaryota; Fungi; Ascomycota; Sordariomycetes; Glomerellales; Plectosphaerellaceae. Gene Ontology annotation, biological process: chromatin remodeling. The transcript is spliced from 5 exons. Gene Ontology annotation, cellular component: RSC-type complex. Gene Ontology annotation, molecular function: protein binding. The record is from RefSeq and is a predicted model, not a curated record.
AUGGACAACAAGCGCAAGGCCGGCUCUGCGAAUGCGGUCUCCGCUGCAGCUGAGCAGGACGAGCGCAACAAGAAGAAACAACGGCUUGCAGAGAAAUACAACUUUAAGGAGCAGCCAGAAACACGCGAGUCAACUUCUGAACAUGGUCUCUUCUUCCUGGAGUUGGUCCGUCGAACCUCUGACAAGAAUGGACGUCGCGUCGCAGGAUACUUCGAAACACUUCCGCCCCGUGCCGAGAAUCGCGAUUACUACAAGAAGACGAAGAUGCCCAUCUCGCUCGAGAUGAUUGAGCAAAAGUUGAACAACCAUGAGUUUGCGACCCUUACGGAGGUGGAGAGCUACUUCAAGCGCAUGGUCAGCAACGCCAAGGAGUACUAUUCCCGCAACUCAAGCACUUUCGAGGAUGCCGAACGUGUGCGAAAGGCUCUUAGCAAUCACAUGACGAAGGUCAACCCCGCCUAUCACCGUGGCGACGGGUACACAGCAUUUCCCACGCCUAUUCCCUCCGAGCUUCAGAACGCCGAGGAGGAGGCCCCCGAGACCCCUGAAGAGUCGGCUGACGAGGAGGGGGAGGAGGAGGAGGAGGAGGAAGAAGAUGAUGCUGCCGCAGAUGAUGACGAGGAUGACGAUGACAGAGAUGCCGAUGUCGAAGAUGACGGAAAACCUCAGCGGUCGGGUCGACCCUCGAUCAUCUUGCGUCGUGGUUCAGCUCGCAAGUCAGCUGCAAGCAGCACCCCCAACGCUACUGCUACGCCUCGAUCUGCCAAUCGCAAAGGCGACGAUGUUUACGCUGAUAUUCCUUACAAAGAGUGCUCCUUCCAGGAAGCACAGGAGAAGAUUGUUGAAGAGUUGAUUCGCAAGACAGAAGACGACUCCGAUGAACCCCAGUUCGAAAUAUUCCUCAACUUGCCCUCGCGGUCGCUCAAGGACUAUUAUGCACAUGUUUCCAACCCACUCUCUAUCAAGAAGCUCCAGAAACGCGUCAAGGGCAAGCCGGCGGCAUCCAACGGGGCCACUUCCCAGUCUGCACAGGCCACUGCAGUUAGUGGCACAAGCUCUAUCGACAAAGCUCGUAGUGCGUCGGUAGCAUCCCCUGGCCCUGCCCUCAACGGUAUCAAGAGGGAGAGCACAUUCCGUCCAUCUCCUGUCAUGGCUCCCGCUCAGCUCAAUGGCACAGCGCCACCUUCAAACGCUGCGCCUACCCUCAGCAACGCCCAGUUCCAACCCAUCCCGGCUUCGCAGCAGCCCAACGGCCUCCACGUGCCCAAACCUAAGUCACCGUUCGAGCAGACCACACGCCGCGCUGGCAAGGGUGCGUCUGAUGCUCUCAUCCAGAACCUGAGAAUUCAGACACACCCUGUGCUGAACAUGCAUCAGCAUCAGGUGGUGUACGACAUUAUGCCUCUUGAAAGCGAGAGUCAGCAGUCCGUUGCGAUGCACCUGCCGGCAAAUCACCUUCGCGUGCAGAUUAUCUUAACGCUGCCUCCCUUCCUACAAGCUCAACAGCGACAGUACAAGAUUUGGGCUAUUGCCAACCGGCACGUUCUCAGCCAGCAGGCGCCUGUAGCCGGCCAGGUCCUCCCACCCUUCUCGAGUGUAUUCGAGGCGCAGCUGAACGCCGGAUCGGUCAACGUCAUUGAGGUCCAUGUCAUCGCUGCACUUGUCAAGGCGGAGCGCACACUUGACGGUCCCGAAGCGGAACUCGAGCAGUUUACCGUGCUUGCCAAUGUCAUGCGGAACUAG